This is a messenger RNA of Morone saxatilis (striped sea-bass), 926 nucleotides long. Its product is annotated as conserved oligomeric Golgi complex subunit 5-like. Gene Ontology annotation, biological process: intra-Golgi vesicle-mediated transport. Gene Ontology annotation, cellular component: COG complex. Bases 1 to 906 code for a protein of 301 amino acids. NCBI's taxonomy places the organism in Eukaryota, Metazoa, Chordata, Actinopteri, Moronidae. The record is from RefSeq and is a predicted model, not a curated record. The transcript has 7 exons.
AUGUCUUCCUUAGGGGAUCGUGGCCACAAUUUCAGGGCCAUUGGCGCCCCAAGGCUGGCGCUCUUUAAAUCGAACAAGCUUCUAUCUCCCGCACGUCGCAUGUGCGCGGACUUAAACUCCUUACAGACCUCUUGGGGUAGCUAUGUGCCUUGCCCAUGGCUCCCCCUGGAGGCUCCCCCUAAUAAAGUGGUGUCACGCAUCGUGCCACUGAGCGUGGCGCUCCUGGUGGGAUGGGCGAUUUAUAAAAGCAGCCCCGGCGCCACGUUCACCGACAUGGGUAUGGACGACGCCAGGAGCAGCCUUAAGUCCAAGCUGGUCCAGCUCUGCUCCUAUCCCGGCUCUCUUCCUCUCCUCCUGGGUACCUUCAUCCCAUUUUAUCACCAAACAAACACAACCCACACAUGUAGUGAAUUUCUCCCCCCAGGUGCACCAGGCAGAGCGGUGCUGCCAACACCAGGCAACACCGCGGCUUUCCGUGCUGCUCUGUGGACCAACCUGGAGAAACUGAUGGACCAGAUAUGCGCUGCGUGCAGACAGGUGCAACAUCUGCAGAAGGUCCUGAUGAAGAAGAGAGACCCUGUCACUCACGUGUGCUUCAUCGAUGAGAUUAUCAAGGAUGGUCAGCCUGAUAUCCUCUACACCUUCUGGAAUGACGUAACCAACACACUUAGUGAAGAGUUUCACAGAGCAACUGAAGCCUCGUCCUUCCUGAAGCAGGCGUUUGAAGGAGAGUAUCCAAAGCUGUUGCGACUGUACAAUGAGCUAUGGCGCCGCCUGCAGCAGUACAGCGCCAGCCUGCAGGGGGCGCUAACAAGCGGUGGAGGGAUGGACGCAUCUCUGGACAUCACGCCCACUGAGGCAGACAGUCAGGACCUCUUCACACACGGCAAACAGGACUACAAGUGAGCAGACACAAAGACAGCAAC